Messenger RNA from Acaulospora morrowiae, 2602 nucleotides. The record is from the annotation of a GenBank genome assembly. Lineage: Eukaryota; Fungi; Glomeromycota; Glomeromycetes; Diversisporales; Acaulosporaceae.
GUGGGCUAACCCUAAAAUUGUUGACUUUCAAACAUUCUCCGAAUAUCGUUAUACAGCCUCGAAAAAUCGCUUCAAUAUCCACGAAAUAAUAAUGAAGUUAGAAAUUGCUUUGAGACCCAAGGAACCUGCCACAGCUGGCACCGAAGUUAAACUAAUAGCAAACUUUCUGGAGGUCUUGGAGUUCCAAUUUCCUAAUGUCGAAGUGCACAAAAUUGAAGUAAAACAACAAAGAAAGGAAGCCAAAAAGAAAGAGAAAGGAGAUGUCUUUAAUAAAAUGUUAAAGGACGGGAAAUUUGGACCGAAUUAUCCCGCAUAUGACGGUAACAUGGUUUACUCAAUAAAUAAACUUUGCAAAAAUGGAAGCCGGGAAUAUGAAAUUGCCCUCCAUUCGAAUGUUCCGGCAAAACGAUACAGCGCUCUUAUUGAAUGUGAUAAGACGUUUAGACUAAAACCGAUGCAAGAAUACAUCAAGGAGAAUUCAACUCAGCGUUGGGAUGAAACAAUUCAAAGCUCAUUGCGAGUACUUAAUUCGUUCCUUAAUACCAAAGUCCACGCUGAAUAUCAAACUUUCAAUAAAGCGAUAUUCCCGCCUCUCAAAAACCAAUAUUUUUUACCUGGUGGAAUUAAGCUUUCAAAGGGAUUCUGUCAGAAAAUUCGUCCGGGAUGGGGUCGUUUGUUUGUUAAUGUCGAUAUAUACGCAGCAACAUUCUAUCCGGAUAUGCCGAUGAUCGAUAUUCUUCCUAAGAUUCUCGCGCGUAAUUGUCCAGAAAAAAGUAAAGACGAUUUGCGAAGAGGGCUCUCCGAGGACGAAAUCAAGUUUUUGUAUAAAUACCUUAGGGACGUGAGGAUUACGACGACUUAUCGCACCCAACCUAAUAAAGAGCAUAAAGUUGUGUCCAUCUCAUCUCGUUCUGCCGAUGAGCAAUUUUACAAGAUUAAUGGAAGAAAAAUGAAUAUUACCGAGUAUUACCAGGAAUGGAAUAUGAAUUUACAGUAUCCCAAACUUCCGUGUAUUGUAAUAAAAGAAAAAAAUCCAGAAGAUACUCAUAUUCCAUUAGAAUUUUGCGCCAUAGUUAAGGGUCAAAAAUAUCCUAUCGAUAGGCUUAACAAGUUUCAACACCAAAAUAUGAUCGAACAGACUGCGAUCACGCCAGAAAAUCGUUUCAAAGCGAUUAAUCACGCCGUUGAAAAGUAUUUUAAACACAAUAGCGAUCCUGUUCUACAAUCUAUUGGGAUGAAAGUUAGCCCUACAUUUGCUGAAGUACCUGCAAGAACACUAGAGCCACCAAAAACUCUAGACUCCAACAAAUUCUUUAGGCCCGCGCAAUUAUACAAUUGGUCCGUGUGUGUGUUUGAUAAUGAAGUUCCUGAACAAGCCGUUGAUAUUCGUAUGAAAAUAUUAAUUGAGAUACUAACAGAAAAGGGCAUGAAAGUGACUAACCCACCAAAAAUUACUCGUGCUAAUCCCCAAGGAGAUUUUAAUUCCAUCCUUAUAGGAGCUUGCAAGGAUGCAAGAGUCGAUGCCACCAAAUCACCUCAAUUAAUUGUUUGUAUUAUUCCACCCAAGAUAAAUGGCAGUACCUUAUACCCGGAGAUAAAAAAAUUUUGCAGCACAAAAUUGGGAGUCACGACUCAAGCGAUCAAUGGAAACAAUAUGAAGGACAAAACCAAGUGGAGGCAAGUUUGCUAUAAUCUUGCUCGCAAGAUAAAUACAAAAGUGGGAGGAGUAAACAAUAAAUUGGUCGGCGAUGAACUCAACUUCAAGUCAAAGAAGUACAUUGUUUUUGGUGCCGACGUCUUUCACCCUGGCAACGAAGAUAAGAAAAAGGGACAUCCAAGUGUUGCAGCUAUAUGUGCCUCAAUGAAUAAGGAUGUCACCAAAUAUUUAGCGAGAUACUGCAUAAACAAGAAAUUGAAAAAUGAAAUGAUCGAAAAACUUAAUGACAUGGUGAUCGAUCUGAUUAUGCAAUAUAGAAAGUCAAACAACUUUUUUCCGGAUCAUAUCCUCUUCUAUCGAGAUGGUGUUGCAGAAGGUCAAUUUAAAAACGUAAUGGAAGAGGAACUACAGCCCUUGUACAAUGAACUUGAAAAGGUCUAUAGGAGUCAUAAUCUUGAGGCUCCAAAGUUAACAUAUGUUAUUGUGCAAAAACGACAUCAUGCUAGCGAAACAAGUGACGCCGAUCAGACUGGAAACUGUAAGCCUGGAACAGUUGUUGACUCUGUCAUCGUUGUGCCACAACACUUUACCUUCUUUUUACAAUCGCAUGCUGCUUUGCAUGGAACGGCCAGACCGGCCUACUAUCAUGUAAUUUUAAAUGGUGGAGAAUUCACGGCCGACGAGAUUCAAGAUUUGACAAACAAGUUGUGCUAUUUAUCCGCCAGAUGUGAUACACCUAUUUCUCUUGUCACGCCCGUACACUACGCUCAUAAUAUUGCAAAUCUUGUCAAACAUUUUGUCACCUACGAGGAACAACUACCACCAAAACAACAAAAAUUUGGACGCAGGAAAAAUACAAAUGGUCCUGUUUUUCCUGAAUAUGCUAAAAAUGCUGAUUGUCCGGCCGCGGAAUCAAAAAUUGAAAAUCAAAUGCAUUUCGUUUGA